Molecule: messenger RNA, 1553 nt
Organism: Mangifera indica (mango)
Lineage: Eukaryota; Viridiplantae; Streptophyta; Magnoliopsida; Sapindales; Anacardiaceae
Exons: 7
Coding region: 30-1211 (393 amino acids)
Cellular component (GO): Golgi apparatus
Source: RefSeq, a predicted model, not a curated record
CAUAAACAGUAAGAUUCUGAAAAAAGUCAAUGUCUUCUUCUUCCUUGUACGUUCCAUACUGGUCUUCUGCAACUCAAAGAAGGCCACUUCAGCCUUCAGACAACCCGAACCCGGAUGAUUCCGGGCACCGACAUCCUCUCAUUGAUCAGGCUCCGACUCCCAGGCCCCUCUUUCAGUUGUUCGCCUUGGUGUUCAUCGUCUUCCUCGGCCUCCUUCAGUUUCUCCCCGCAACCCAUUUUCGAGACCCCUCGGAUCCUUACAGAAACUGGGUUCCCUUCAGCUCCAUUGAUUCCGGCAAUAAUUUGAGGAAUUUUAGUGAUAGGGAGUCUGGUGUCAACGGGGAAGAGCCUGGAAUUGUGCACAUUGUGUCAUGGAUGGAGUGUUUGGACCUUCGAGUGCUUGCAGUUCUUGCAAACUCAACUCUGUCAGGCUCAAGAUAUCCGCAUCUGCUACACUUUCACUUCUUCAUCCCAAAAGGGAAUGAAGACAAGGUGUCCUUUUAUAAGUUGAAGGUGUUGUUCCCACAUUCAAACCUUGAAAUUCAUGGGCAGGAGGAAGUGAAAGAAGUGAUUCGAACUGCCAUGUCUGGCAUGAAACAUCCUAUAUCUAAGUAUGAAGAUAUAGUACCUUUCGUUAUACCUAGUGUUCACCGCUUCUUGAGUAAAUUCAUAUACAUCUCACCAAAUGUAAUUGUGAAGGGGAAUGUUGAAGAACUAACUGGAGUUGACUUGAGUUAUUAUGCUAUUGCAGCUGCUGAGGACUGCUCCAAAAGCUUAGAUACCUAUGUUAAUUCUGAUAUACUUGACGCUAUCCAGAGAUCAGCAUCAAAGCCUUGGGUAUCUGAGACACCUUAUGCAACAAAUUCUUGUAUGCCAGACUUAAGCUUGGUUUUGAUUGAUUCAAGGAAGUUGGAAAAAGAUUUUUUAGAGGCUUUUCUAUGGUGGUCUAAAGUUCUAAAUUGGAGUGAAAGGAGCAGCAGAAGAAAUCCUGCCAUUUCACUGGCACUCUACAACGGAUACCUCAAGCUCUCUAGUUCAUGGUUGGUCAGAGACUCGACGUCAUUGGUAUUCAACGAGAGUUUUGUUACUCGUUAUGAUGGGCCUAAGACUGUCUGCUCUGAGUCUGGUGAUAGUGCCACCACAGAACCAGGUUAUGGCAAUCUCUGGACAGUGCACCUUCCCGCAACAUCAGAUCGAAUUGUCCGUGACUAAAACUUCACCAGCAUACUGAUUUCAGAAAUUGGAGGACAGCACAAGGCUGGCAAUUUGACAGCGUCUGGAUAAACUUAUGUUGAUGAUUCCAAGGUCUUUUUUUUUUUUUUCCCUGCAAUGCGGAAACCUCAAAGAAAAGCUCAUGGGCAAACUGCAGAGCCGGCAGAAAGUCAACCCACCAUUGGCUCCUUCAAUACAUUAUCCAAAUUGGCCAUUCUCUGUGAACCUUACGAAAACAAGAAGAUAUUCAAUGUCCAACCGGUUUUGUCUUUUGCAAUCACAGUUGUACAAUCUGUACUUCGAAGAGCCUUGCCGGCAAGAUUCAAUGAAAACUGUUUUAAU